Musa acuminata subsp. malaccensis (wild Malaysian banana) is the source of this 2038-nucleotide messenger RNA. Its product is annotated as MLO-like protein 4. Gene Ontology annotation, cellular component: membrane. Gene Ontology annotation, biological process: defense response. The record is from RefSeq and is a predicted model, not a curated record. NCBI's taxonomy places the organism in Eukaryota, Viridiplantae, Streptophyta, Magnoliopsida, Zingiberales, Musaceae.
GAAAAGAAUCGCUCGUUCCUCCUCGCAUCUCACGCCCGCCCUCAAAUUAUGGCGCUCACACGACUCUCAUCUUACCUGCUCCCUCCUCCCUCUUGCUCCCCGAUACUGCACGAGCAAAGCGCCGGAGGAAGGAGGAGGAGGAAACAUGGGCGAAGGGAGGUCUCUUGCGGAGACGCCGACGUGGUCCGUCGCCACCGUUACCACCGCGAUGGUCGCCGUCUGCUUCCUCGUCGAGCGUUCCAUCUACCGCUUCGGAAAGUGGCUGAAGAAGACCAAGCGCAAGGCCAUGCUCGCCGCCCUCGAGAAGAUUCGCGAAGAGCUCAUGUUGCUGGGUCUCAUCUCGUUGAUGCUGAGCCAGACGGCGAGGUGGAUCUCCGAGAUCUGCGUCCCUUCUUCGCUCUUUAGCAGCCGCUUCUACGUCUGCUCCGAGAGCGACUUAGAGGAUCUGUUCGCCGGCGGGGACUCGGGGCCGAUGUCGGCUUCGAAUCGUUCGGCGGCCGUGGAGACUGCGAAGGAGCUGCUUGGAUUGUCUGCGAAUCAUUGUCCAGAGGGCUAUGAACCCUUCGUCCCGUUCGAAGGAUUGGAGCAGCUCCACCGCUUCCUGUUCAUUCUUGGGAUCACUCAUGUGGCGUACAGCUUCGUCACUGUCGUUCUGUCCAUGACUAAGAUUUACAGCUGGAGGAAAUGGGAGAGCCAAGCAUAUCCAAUGUCCAGUGAGGACUUGCAAGUAAGGAGGAAUCGGAUGAUGAAGAGACAGUCUACCUUUGUUUUUCAUCAUGCAUCUCAUCCAUGGAGCAAGAACAAGAUUCUUAUUUGGAUGCUCUGUUUCUUCCGCCAAUUCAAGGGAUCUAUAGCCAAGUCAGAUUAUAUGGCAUUGCGUUUAGGUUUCAUCACUAAUCACAAAUUGCCACUUUCUUAUAAUUUUCACAAAUAUAUGGUGCGGAGCAUGGAAGAUGAGUUUCAUGGAAGUGUUGGCAUCAGCUGGCCACUUUGGGUGUAUGCAAUAAUGUGUAUAUUUGUGAACAUUCAUGGGCUUAAUAUAUACUUCUGGUUAUCCUUUGUCCCUGCCAUUUUGGUCGUGCUGGUGGGGACCAAGCUUGAACAUGUCAUUGCUCAGUUAGCUCUAGAAGUUGUUGGGGCAACAGAUCCAUGUGUUGGGACACAACUAAAGCCACGUGAUGAUCUGUUUUGGUUUGGAAAACCAGAAAUCUUAUUGUGGUUGAUACAAUUUAUUUCCUUUCAGAAUGCUUUUGAGAUGGCAACAUUCAUUUGGUCCUUGUGGGAUUUAAGUUCUCAAUCAUGUUUCAUGAAGAAUCAUUUUAUGGUUGCCACUCGCUUGGUUUCCGGGCUACUAGUUCAGUUUUGGUGCAGCUACAGCACUUUACCCCUGAAUGUGAUAAUUUCUCAGAUGGGGUCCAAAUUUAAAAAAUCUCUGAUAGCUGAGAGCGUGAGGGAGUCGCUUCAUAGUUGGUGCAGAAGAGUCAAAGAGAAAUCUAAACGUGACCCUGUUCUUUCACGACUUGGAACUACUACUACAUCAACUUGCUCAUUGGAAUCAACUGUUGAUGAGACAGAUGAGACGAACACAAUUGGAUCAGGCACAUUGUCCCGGUGCUCGUCACGAGCCUCUUUGGAAGAACUUGCUGCUGAUACUUCAGACGUGCAGGAGAACAAAACCCCUCAUCUUUAGUUGGAACAGAUUGAUUGAAGAUAACACCCAAUUCAUCACUACUUCCAAGCAGGUUUCAUUUUCCCAGUACGGAGAACCAUGAAGCAGAUUGUUGAUAGGAUCGCGAGCAUUGCACAUGACUGAAAGCAGAGAAAUGAUGAAAAAUAACAAUGCAAGCAACCAUGACAGCAGUUCUUGUAGGGUGUCUACUAUUUUCAGUUUCUUGUGAUAUGCAUUGCAUGUUUGAAAUGAAGUUGUGUAUUGUUUGCAGGGAACACAGCACUGCCUGUAAUGAACAAAAUGUUCCCUUUGGAAUUAAUAUUUGGAUUUCAUCUUUCUUUCAGAAGAAAGACUCUAUAUUUGUUACUA